Aureococcus anophagefferens is the source of this 531-nucleotide messenger RNA. RefSeq lists its product as hypothetical. The transcript is spliced from 2 exons. Lineage: Eukaryota; Pelagophyceae; Pelagomonadales; Pelagomonadaceae. The record is from RefSeq and is a predicted model, not a curated record. Bases 1 to 531 code for a protein of 176 amino acids.
AUGGGCCGCCUCGCGGCCUGCGCCGUGGUCCUCGCUUCCCGUGCAGGCGGCCUCUACCUCGACGUGCCCGUCGACGGCCGCGUGCUGACCAUCGAGUACGAGGCGAGCAACACGUACACGGAGCUGUGGCGCUACGCCGAGGCCUUUGAGGCCGAGCACGGCCUGCGGCGCUUCUACGACCAAUGGGCCAAGUGCGCGCCCGUGAUCUACGCGCGCUACAAGUGCGUCACGUCGGAGAUCCUCAAGGCCAUGCAGGCGCACCGCGACGCCGCGCACGCGCUCGCCAAGGACUUCGCGUACCGCGCGAUGGGCCGAUGGGACGCCUUUUACGCCGCGGGCGACGACGCCGGCUGCUUCGCGCUGCUCGGCGCCUUCAUGGCCUACGCCGUCUACAUCGCGCUCUGCGCCAUGAAGGCCUACACCGUCUCCGUCGGCAACCUCCCGGAGCCCGAGCACGACUCCGACGACUCCGCCUACGGCCACAGCCACUUCCACGGCCACGAGAGCUCGGACUCGGAUAAGGAGGACUAG